This is a messenger RNA of Musa acuminata AAA Group (dessert banana), 1123 nucleotides long. RefSeq lists its product as uncharacterized. The transcript has 2 exons. The coding region runs from base 333 to 1028 and encodes 231 amino acids. The record is from RefSeq and is a predicted model, not a curated record. NCBI's taxonomy places the organism in Eukaryota, Viridiplantae, Streptophyta, Magnoliopsida, Zingiberales, Musaceae.
AAACCUACAAGCAUGGAUCGAUUCGAUUCGUGGCUUCUCUGGACGAUCCUCGGAGGCCAACAAUUUCUGGAACAGUUGUUUAUCUUAAUCUCGCGUAAUAGAGGUAUUGGGAUCAUCCGGAAAGAGGACAGGUUCAAAGAACAACUCCCACACGCUUUACCAAUGAAACUUGGGUACAAGGGAAGCGUUCGGUCCCGUCUCUGUUAACCAAUAACUCUUCUAAAUGCCUUUUCAGCCUCUCCAUGCGUUGCUUAUUUCUUCCUCAACCUCGAUCCGAACACUUUUAAUAGACUGCAACAGCACAGAGAAGAAGAAGGAGGAGGUGCAGAGAGAUGGAGGAGAAAUAUUUGGACAUGGUGAUGGUUCCGCUGGGUCUCCUGCUUCAGGCCACCUACCACAUAUGGCUCUUCUUCACCAUAGUCCGACAUCCCAGUCGCACUGUCAUCGGCGUGAACGCCCAGGUCAAGCACCGGUGGCUCAGAGCCAUGAUGACUGACCCGCUCGGGAACGGCACCCUGGCGGUGCAAACGCUGAGGAACGACAUCAUGGCGUCCACCGCGCUGGCCACCACCGCCGUCACCCUCGCCUCCCUCAUCAGCGUCUUCGUCAGCGCCACCACUAGCACCGCCACCUCUUCCCUCGUCUACGGCAAUAAGUCCUCCGUGGUGCGCUCCAUCAAGUACUUCGCCCUCUUGCUCUGCUUCAUCCUCGCCUUCCUCUGCAACGUGCAGUCCGUCCGGUACCACACGCACGCCGGCUUCCUCAUGAGCCAGCCGGUGGCAGGGCCCGUCUCGCCGGAGCACGCCGCGAGGAGCUUGGACCGAGGCAGCCUCUUCUGGUCUCUCGGCCUGAGGGCGUUCUACGUGUCCUUCACCCUCUUCCUCUGGGUUUUUGGGCCGAUACCGAUGCUGGCGAGCAGCGUGGUGAUGUGCUGCCUGCUCUUCUUCUUGGACACCACCACGGAGCUUCCUCGGGCGUUUCAUGUCUCCUCCUUCACUGUCGAAGAAGAUGUCAAAGAGGAAGUGUAACGAACGGUGGUUCUUCACGCAUGUCUUUAGUGCUAUUUGAUUCCAUCACCAUAAAUCUUCCAUCGGAAGCUGCACUGGCUUCUUCUUCUUCUUCA